Molecule: messenger RNA, 3994 nt
Organism: Pseudopodoces humilis (Tibetan ground-tit)
Lineage: Eukaryota; Metazoa; Chordata; Aves; Passeriformes; Paridae
Gene: MORC2
Product: MORC family CW-type zinc finger 2
Cellular component (GO): nucleus
Molecular function (GO): zinc ion binding
Source: RefSeq, a predicted model, not a curated record
GCCGCCGGUGCAUGCGGCGCGGGCCCCGGCCCGAUGGCGGCCAGUGCCGCCAUGUCCCUGGGUAAUUACAGCAGCCUGAACCGAGCCCAGCUUACCUUCGAAUACCUGCACACCAACUCAACUACCCAUGAGUUCCUGUUUGGUGCCCUUGCUGAACUUGUAGAUAACGCCAGAGAUGCAGAUGCCACGAGAAUAGACAUUUAUACAGAGCGACGAGAGGACCUGCGAGGUGGAUUCAUGCUAUGUUUUUUGGAUGAUGGAACAGGAAUGGAUUCAAAUGAAGCUGCCAGUGUUAUCCAGUUUGGUAAAUCAGCCAAGCGAUCACCUGAGUCCACUCAAAUCGGACAGUAUGGGAACGGCUUGAAAUCGGGUUCCAUGCGGAUUGGGAAGGAUUUUAUCCUGUUCACAAAGAAGGAUAACACCAUGACUUGCCUCCUCUUGUCACGGACGUUCCAUGAGGAAGAAGGCAUCAAUGAGGUUAUCGUUCCCCUACCUACCUGGAACACACGGAGCUGUGAACCCGUGACGGACAACAUGGAGAAAUUUGCUAUUGAGACGGAGCUCAUUUACAAGUAUUCCCCUUUCAAAUCAGAACGGGAAGUGAUGGACCAAUUCAAUAAGAUACGUGGUGAGAAAGGCACCCUGGUGAUCAUCUUUAACCUCAAACUAAUGGAUAAUGGAGAGCCAGAGCUGGAUGUGACUUCUGACCCUCAAGAUAUUCAGAUGGCAGAAACACCCCCAGAGGGAACCAAGCCGGAGCGCCGCUCCUUUCGUGCCUAUGCUGCUGUGCUUUACAUCGAUCCCAGGAUGAGGAUCUUCAUCAACGGACACAAAGUACAAACCAAACGACUCUCAUGCUGCCUCUACAAGCCAAGGAUGUACAAAUACACUUCAAACCGUUUCAAGACCCGUGCAGAGCAAGAGGUGAAAAAAGCAGAGCACAUGGCGAGGAUAGCGGAAGAGAAGGCUCGUGAGGCAGAGAGCAAAGCCCGUGCCCUCGAGCUACGCCUUGGAGGGGAUCUCACUCGGGAGUCCAGGGUGACGCUGCGUCAGGUCCAGAACUUGGCCAUCACCAUGCGACAGGAGGCUGACGUCAAGAAAAGGAUUAAGGAUGCAAAGCAGCGGGCACUGAAGGAACCCAAGGAGCUGAAUUUUAUCUUUGGAGUAAACAUUGAGCAACGUGAGCUGGACGGCAUGUUCAUUUAUAACUGCAGUCGGCUGAUCAAGAUGUAUGAGAAGGUGGGCCCACAGCUGGAGGGUGGCAUGGCAUGUGGAGGAGUGGUAGGUGUGGUGGAUGUGCCCUAUUUGGUUCUGGAGCCAACCCAUAAUAAACAAGACUUUGCUGAUGCCAAGGAAUAUCGACACUUGCUGAAGGCCAUGGGGGAGCAUUUGGCUCAGUAUUGGAAGGAUGUCGCAAUAGCCCAGAGAGGUAUCAUCAAAUUCUGGGAUGAAUUUGGUUAUUUAUCAGCAAACUGGAACCAGCCUCCAUCUAGUGAACUGCGCUACAAACGCCGGAGAGCCAUGGAGAUCCCCACCACGAUUCAGUGUGAUGUCUGUCUGAAGUGGCGGACUCUCCCGUUCCAGCUGAGCUCAGUGGAGAAGAACUACCCUGACAGCUGGGUGUGCUCCAUGAACCCUGAUCCUGAACAAGACAGAUGUGAGGCUGCAGAGCAGAAGCAGAAGGUACCACUGGGAACUCUAAAAAAAGAUUUGAAAACAAAUAAGGAAAAGCAGAAGCAACUGACAGAGAAAAUCCACCAGCAGCAGGAAAAGCUGGAAGCUCUGCAGAAAACCACUUCAAUUCGCUCUCAGUCUGACUUAAAGAAACUGCCUCUGGAAGUGACUACACGGCCUUCAAGGGAGCACACCCGAGCUCAGCGCCCACGAUCUCCUCCUUUGCCUGAUGUCAUAAAGAAUGCUCCCAGCAGACCACCAGGAUCUUCACCUCCUCCCAAGUACUGCAGUCAGCUGAAAAAGAGCUCUUCAGAUCAUCCAAAUACCAGCUCUCCCAAGCUAGCCAGCAUGCUCUUCAAGGAGGAGGCCAGCACUUCCAGGACAUACCAUCACACUGUGACAUCUGGGAAGUCUAACAGCACUUUAAAAACUCUUGCCAAAUCAUGUACAAGCAUGAAGCCUCUCUCUGGCCUGCAGAGCCCCAAAAGCCCACGUGAGACACCCAAUCCAAAAGCUGCCAAGGUGUCAGCAGUAAGGAAAUCUGCCUCUGGCAGAUGUUUACAGGCCUCCAGCACUCGAAAGAGGGCCUUGAACAUCCCAGAGGAUGGGUCUGAGGAGGAGGGGGAACCCAAAAAGGAGAGGACAAAACGAGGAAAAUUUUUGGCAGUGAAAGAAGAGAAUGAUUCCAGUGAGGUGGUAGUGGAGCUCACAGACAGUGCUGGAGAGGAAGAGUUGUUGGAACUGAAGAAAGCACAGAAAGAUAAGGGGCUGCACGUGGAGGUGCGUGUGAACAAGGAAUGGUUCACAGGCCGUGUCACAGCUGUUGAAAAGGUCAGGCACGCAAUCCGGUGGAAGGUGAAGUUUGACUAUGUCCCUACAGACACCACACCAAGGGAUCGCUGGGUAGAGAAAGGCAGUGAGGAUGUAAGGCUUAUGAAGCCUCCCUCUCCUGAGUACCAGGCUCCAGACACACAACAGGAAGAGGAAGUGGUCAUGGCUGAACCUUCUACCUCAGACUGCGUCAGAAUUGAGCCUGACACCACUGGUCCCAGCAGCAGCCAAGAAACAGUUGACUUGCUUGUCCAGAUCCUUCGGAAUUGUUUGCGAUACUUCUUGCCUCCAAAUUUUCCAAUCUCCAAGAAUGAGCUGAGUUCCAUGAGCUCAGAAGGGUUGUUGGCGUUUCCCUUGAAAGAAUAUUUUAAGCAGUAUGAGAUUGGUCUGCAGAACCUGUGCAAUUCAUAUCAGACACGUGCCGAUGCUCGGGCCAAAGCCUGUGAGGAAAACCUCCGGAACUCAGAGAGGAAGCUGAAGGAAACGGAGGAGAAACUGCAGAAGCUUAGGACUAAUAUCAUGGCCCUUUUGCAGAAAGUGCAGGAGGACAUUGAUAUUAAUACAGAUGAUGAACUGGAUGCAUAUAUCGAGGACUUGAUCAUGAAAGGAGACUGAACAGCUCCAGUACAAGUCCUGGAGAAGUGCAGAAGAGAUGGCUGCUACAAUGGGAGAUGUGGAUCUCUGUGCAGGUGGACUGGGGCAGCUGAUGAGGAGAGAGUUUUUUAGACAGCGCUCAUGUUGAUGUACAACUUGUUCCUGUGACUGUACAUGAGAAACAUUUGUGCUGUUUGCAGGAAAAUUUUUAACUUUGUAGUUCUCCGAAUCUCUUCCUUUUGUUUAUAAAUAUUUAUUUUUAAAAGAAAUGGGAACUGUGCCUGAUAUGAUGGGUGUUUUUAGUGAUGUAGAAGUGUGAGUACCCUUUUUGCUACGCUAGAAUAUUCAUAUGCUAAGCCUGGGAGCUCAGAGCACCCUGCUUAGCUUACUGGUUCUUUAGUAAGAACCUAGCAGAAACUUAAAAGUAUCCCUUGAGUUGUGGCAGAGGUGGUCAGGGAUUUUUGUGGAAGAUACUGAACUUGGGCUAGAGAAAGCCAAACCAUGAAUUGGAGUUAGGGACAGGAGAUGUCCGUGUAUGAGUGUGAGGGGAUGGAACCUCGGUGGGUCUCAGAAAUUUGGCACUGGCACCUGCUAUGAGCUUCCUGAACAGGAGGUCUCUGCAAGUAGGUGAAACCGCCACCAUGGUAACAGCUGAGAGGCUGAGGGUUCUUACAGAAGAGGAUCUACCUUCUGAUCUGCUUGCAGUGGGCUGUGAGCAUCAGAGAAAAGAAUGCUGGAGUUCACAUUCUCUGCUUGCAGUCACUUAAUCACUGACUUCAGCUGCUGUUUCUUUGAGACAUAAUUACAGUGUCAGAAGAACUUCUUGACUGCCUGACAAUAAAGUGACCCCUGUUCUAUAGUCACCCCCUCAGGUUUGUGUUGUUUUUAUCAAUUG